AUGAGCGGAAGCUCCGGCAGCUCCGGCGGAGGAGACGGCGGGAAUCCGCCGCCGUCGCCGUCGCCGUCGCCGUCGUCGGAGAGGGAUAAGAAGAGGGAGCGGGCGCGGGUGAGCCGGACGUCACUAAUCCUUUGGCACGCCCACCAAAACGACGCCGCGGCGGUCCGGAAGCUCCUCCAGGAGGACGGGUCGCUCGUCCGCGCGAGGGACUACGACCACCGGACUCCGCUCCACGUGGCGGCGAUUCACGGCUGGGUCGACGUCGCCGCGUGUCUCCUCCAGCACGAAGCCGACGUCAACGCCCAGGAUCGAUGGAGGAACACCCCUUUAGCUGAUGCUGAAGGAGCAAAAAGGUACAGGAUGGGCCAAAAUGGGAGUCAUUUUGAACCAAGACCAGUUCCACCACCUCUACCGAACAAGUGCGACUGGGAGAUUGACCCUCACGAGCUCGACUUCUCGAGUUCAACGCUGAUUGGAAAGGGUUCUUUUGGAGAGAUACUCAAAGCUUGUUGGCGGGGCACACCCGUUGCCAUCAAACGCAUCCUCCCAAACCUUUCAGAUGAUAAAUUGGUGAUUCAAGACUUCAGGCACGAGGUCAACUUGCUAGUGAAGCUUCGUCAUCCGAAUAUCGUCCAAUUCUUGGGAGCUGUUACUGAAAAGAAGCCCCUGAUGUUGAUAACAGAGUACCUGAGAGGGGGAGACCUGCACCAGCAUUUAAAGGAAAAGGGAGCACUCAGCCCUUCUGUUGCAAUCAAUUUUGCCCUGGAUAUUGCUAGAGGCAUGGCUUAUCUCCACAGUGAGCCAAAUGUGGUCAUACACAGAGACCUUAAACCGAGGAAUGUUCUUCUUGUCAACACAAAUGCUGACCAUUUGAAAGUAGGUGAUUUCGGUUUAAGCAAGCUCAUCAGGGUACAACACUCUCACGACGUCUACAAAAUGACUGGCGAAACUGGAAGCUACCGGUAUAUGGCUCCUGAAGUGUUCAAGCAUCGGAAGUACGAUAAGAAGGUCGAUGUUUACUCUUUUGCUAUGAUAUUAUACGAGAUGCUGGAAGGGGAGCCACCAAUGUCACAUUACGAACCGUAUGAAGCUGCCAAAUAUCUGUCUGAUGGGCACAGGCCGGUGUUCAAGGCAAAGGGUUAUAUUCCUGAACUAAGAGAGCUAACCGAGCAGUGCUGGGCAGCCGACAUAAACCAGAGGCCGACAUUCUUGGACAUUUUGAGGAGGCUCGACAGAAUCAAGGGAAUUUUACCCUCCGAUAAUCACUGGAACAUAUUCGCGUCAUAG
This is a messenger RNA of Striga hermonthica, 1287 nucleotides long. Lineage: Eukaryota; Viridiplantae; Streptophyta; Magnoliopsida; Lamiales; Orobanchaceae. The record is from the annotation of a GenBank genome assembly.